Messenger RNA from Rubroshorea leprosula, 1641 nucleotides. The record is from the annotation of a GenBank genome assembly. NCBI's taxonomy places the organism in Eukaryota, Viridiplantae, Streptophyta, Magnoliopsida, Malvales, Dipterocarpaceae.
CCGCAAAUGAAAACAAGAAUUGACCCCUAAAACCUUAAACCUCUCUUUCUCUGUGUUAAAAACCCCAAACCCAAAAUUCUUGCUUCAUUUUUAGCUGACAAAAAUGGCAACAAUUCAAGUCACGAACCCAAAUGAGUUUUUGUCAGCAUCAUUUCACCAGAAAAAAAUUUUGUCUUCCAGGCCAUGUUUCUUCCAAAAACCCAUUAGGAGAAACGUCUGGAGACGCCAUCAGUCUGAGGGAAUAGUCUGCUCUUUUGCUCCAAUGGAGACUGCUAAGAUAAAGGUGGUUGGCGUUGGUGGCGGUGGUAACAAUGCCGUUAAUCGCAUGAUUGGCAGUGGUUUGCAGGGAGUUGAUUUCUAUGCCAUAAACACAGAUUCUCAAGCACUGUUACAGUCUGCAGCAGGGAACCCACUUCAAAUUGGAGAGCUUCUGACCCGUGGACUAGGGACGGGAGGAAAUCCUCUUUUAGGGGAACAGGCUGCAGAAGAAUCAAAAGAAGCCAUUGCAAAUGCUCUUAAGGGCUCAGAUCUUGUGUUUAUAACUGCUGGUAUGGGUGGAGGUACUGGGUCAGGUGCUGCCCCAGUUGUUGCUCAAAUUUCAAAAGAAGCUGGUUAUUUGACUGUGGGUGUGGUUACCUAUCCUUUCAGCUUUGAAGGACGUAAAAGAUCUGUGCAGGCACUAGAGGCUAUUGAGAAGUUGCAGAAGAAUGUUGAUACUCUCAUAGUAAUACCCAAUGACCGACUUCUUGACAUUGCUGAUGAACAGACACCCCUUCAGGAUGCUUUUCUUCUUGCUGAUGAUGUUCUACGCCAAGGAGUACAAGGAAUUUCAGAUAUAAUCACGAUACCUGGAUUGGUGAAUGUGGAUUUUGCAGAUGUUAAGGCAGUUAUGAAAGAUUCUGGAACUGCAAUGCUGGGAGUGGGGGUAUCCUCAAGCAAAAACCGUGCAGAAGAAGCUGCUGAACAGGCAACUUUGGCUCCACUGAUUGGAUCAUCAAUUCAAUCAGCCACUGGAGUAGUAUAUAAUAUUACUGGAGGAAAGGAUAUAACCUUGCAAGAAGUGAACAGGGUAUCCCAGGUUGUAACAAGUUUGGCAGAUCCUUCUGCAAACAUUAUAUUUGGGGCUGUUGUGGAUGAGCGCUACAACGGGGAGAUCCAUGUCACUAUUAUUGCAACAGGGUUCUCACAGUCAUUCCAGAAGACACUAUUGACAGAUCCAAAGGCAGCAAAACUUGCUGAUAAAGUGGCAGGUGGUCAAGAAUCCAAGGGAAUGCCCCUUCCCCUCAAGUCACCUGCCUCAGCAUCAUCUGUUCAAUCCAGACCAUCCCCUAGAAAGCUCUUCUUCUAACCUUCUUGAGCAUUUCAUUUUUCUUUUCACUCUAUGCUUUUUUCCAUUCAGUGAUGAAAUGGUUUUGAGCCUCAAGUAGGUUAAGAUGUUAGUAGAAUUCCAUGUUUGUUUCCCCUGCUAUCCUCGCAUGGUGUUCGCAUUAAAUUAGUCCCUUAUAAAUUGUUCAUGAUUGAAACCACCAGAUUGCAACUUCACAUAGCUGGUUGUUUUCAAUUAAGUGAUUGUAGGUAUUAUUUUGGCAUGCCUUCCAUUCUCAAUGGCUAUAGUAUGAUAAAGAAAAUUUAUCCGACUUU